CUCGGAUCGGGUUUUCCUGGCACGGGUUUUCCUUUGGUUCCGCUCUGCAGUACCCCAGGGCGGCAGGGACAGAGGCUGCCGCCUUCUCUCUGAACCCUAAGGGGUUAAGGCCUGGGUCCCGCCCCCUUUUCCCGCCAGGCUGGCGGGAGUAUGAAUAGCCUCGCUCCCACUCCCGACUCCCAGUCUCUCCGGUUGCUCCUCGCCCCGCCCCGUCAUUGUCCCCAUCCGCGUCUUUUCCCUUCCGUCCCCAAAGCUUUGAGAGCUGCUGGCUUCUCCUGGUGCUCCGAGUCUCUCCACCUUCGGUGGGUCAGACGAGCAGGAUGGAGGGCUGCCUGGGGGAAGAAUCUUUUCAGAUGUGGGAGCUCAAUCGGCGCCUGGAGGCCUACCUGGCCCGGGUCAAGGCGCUAGAGGAGCAGAAUGAGCUGCUCAGCGCGGAGCUCGGGGGUCUCCGGGCACAGGCCGGGGACGCCUCCUGGAGGGCUCGUGCCGACGACGAGCUGGCGGCCCUACGGGCCCUCGUCGACCAGCGCUGGCGGGAGAAGCACGCGGCCGAGGUGGCGCGCGACAACCUGGCAGAAGAGGUGGAGGGCGUGGCGAGUCGGUGCCAGCAGCUGCGGCUGGCCCGGGAGCGGACCGCGGAGGAGGUGGCCCGCAGCCGGCGUGCGGUCGAGGCCGAGAAAUGCGCCCAGACCUGGCUGAGCACUCAGGCUGCGGAGCUGGAGCGCGAGCUGGAGGCUCUGCGCGCGGCGCACGAGGAGGAGCGAGCCGGCCUGAACGCGCAGGCUGCCUGCGCCCCCCGCGGCCCCGCUCCGCCCCGGGGUCCCCCCUCGCCGGCCCCCGAGGUGGAGGAGCUGGCUCAGCGGCUGGGCGAGGCGUGGCGGGGGGCAGUGCGCGGCUACCAGGAACGCGUGGCGCACAUGGAGACCUCGCUGGGCCAGGCCCGCGAGCGGCUGGGCCAUGCGCUGCAGGGCGCCCGCGAGGGUCGCCUGGAGCUGCAGCAACUUCAGGCAGAGCGCAGCGGCCUUCAGGAGCGCAGGGCCGCGCUGGAGCAGAGGCUGGAGAGCCGCUGGCAGGAGCGGCUGCGGACCACUGAGCAGUUCCAGCUGGCCGUGGAGGCCCUGGAGCAGGAGAAGCAAGGCCUCCAAAGCCAAAUCGCCCAAGUCCUGGAAGGUCGGCAGCAGCUGGCACACCUCAAGAUGUCCCUCAGCCUGGAGGUGGCCACAUACAGGACCCUCCUAGAGGCCGAGAACUCCCGGCUGCAGACACCUGGAGGCGGCUCCAAGGCUCCCCUUGGCUUUCUGGACCCUAAGCUGGAGCUACAUUUCCCUGGGACCCCAGAGGGCCGGCGUCCGGGACCUCUGCUUUCUGUCCUGAGCCCGACUCCCCUCUCCUCACCUUUGCCCGGUACCCUUGAAACACCUGUGCCAACCUUUCUGAAGAGCCAGGAAUUCCUUCAGGCUCGCACCCCGACCUCAGCCAGCACCCCCAUCCCACCCACCCCUCAGGCUCCCUGCCCUGCUGUAGAUGCCAAGAUCAGAGCCCAGGAUGCCCCUGUGUCCCUGCCCCAGCCACGGGUUGGGAGGCAACAGGUGCCAGAAGUCAUGUGGGCUGAAGCCAAGGUGGCCAUCCCUGCCAGCGUCCUGCCAGGACCAGAGGAGCCUGGCGGCCAGCAACAAGAGCCCAGUCCAAGCCAAUCCCCUGAAGAUCAUGCCUCCCUGGCUCCAGCCCUCAGCCCUGACCACUCCAGUCUAGAGGCCAAAGGUGGAGAACCCAGUGGGUCUAGAGAGUCCAGCAGACCCCAGGAGGAAGAUGAAGGACAACUCUGGGGGCUGGCAGAGAAAGAAACAGUGGUAGAGGUCAAAGCAGUGAGCAGCUUGCAGCAGGAAACAUGGCAAGAAGAGGGGGGUCUGGACAUGAAAGAAAUCCAAGACUCCCAGGGUCCUUUGGAAAAAGAAACUCUGAAGUCUCUGGAAGAAGAGAUUCAAAAGCCAUCGAUUCCAUUGGAAAAGCAGAGCCAUGAGACGAUAAGAUCUCUAGAGAAGGAGAAUCUGGAAUUGCUGAGGCCUUUGGAAGAAGAGAACUUAGAAACACUAAAAAUACUAGAGAAGGAGAAUCAAGAAUUAUUGAAGUCUUUAGAAGGAAAGGAGAUGGAGGUAGUGAGAUCUCUAGAAAAAGAGACUCUAGAACUACUUAAGCCUAUAGGAAAAGAGGAUCCACAGACAUUGCCAUCUCUAGAAAAGGAGAAUCAAGAAAUAACAAGGUCUCUUGAAGUUAAUGUAGAGACAUUUUUAUAUCCAGGAAAGGAAAAUCAAGAAUUAGUGAGGUCUCUAGAAGAGGAGAACAUUGAGUCAUUGAGAACUCUAGAAAAGGAGAGUCAAGAGCCACUGAGAUGUCAAGAAGUAGAGAACCAGGAAACAUUGAGACUCCCAGCCAAAGAGAAUCAAGAGCCAUUGAGGUCUCUAGAAGAAGACCAGGAGAUAUCAAGACCUCCAGGAAAAGAGAAUCAUGAAUCCCCGAGGGCUCCAGAAGAUGAGAAUCAUGAGGCUUUGAGACCUCUAGAAAAAGAAAACCCAGAGUCACUGAGAUCUUUAGAAGAAGACCAGGAGGCAGUGAGACCUUCAGAAAAAGAAAACCAGGAGCUGCUGAGGUCUCUAGAAACAGAAAACCAGGAGUCACUGAGGUCUCUAGAAGAAGAUCAGGAGGAAAUAAGAGCUCUAGAAGAAGACCAGGAGACAGUGAGACCUCUAGAAAAAGAAAAACAGGAAUCACUAAGGUCUCUAGAAGACCAGGAGGCAAUGAGACCUCUAGAAGAAGAAAACCAGGAGCCGCUGAGGUCUCUAGAAAAAGAAAAACAGGAGGCAAUGAGACCUCUAGAAGAAGACAAACAGGAAUUACUGAGAUCUCUAGAAGACCAGGAGGCAAUGAGACCUCUAGAAGAAGAAAACCAAGAGCCACUGAGGUCUCUAGAAAAAGAAAAACAGGAGGCAGUGAGACCUCUAGAAGAAGAAGACAAACAGGAAUUACUGAGAUCUCUAGAAGACCAGGAGGCAAUGAGAUCUCUAGAAGAAGAAGGCCAGAUGACAUUGAGCCCUCUAGAAAAAGUGAAACCAGAGACACUAAAGCCUCUUGGAAAAGAUCAGGAGAUAGUUAUACCUCUUGAAAAAGAGAAUCAAGAGUUAUUAAGGUCCCUAAAUGAAGAGAGUAUAGAGGCAGUGAGGUCUUUAGAAACAGAGACUCCAGAACCACUAAAGCCUACCGAAGAGGAAAACCUGGAAAUACUGAAACCUCUAGAAGAGGAAAGUCAAGAGCCACUGGAGUCUGUGGAAGGGAACCACGAGACACUGAGACCCCCAGAUAAGGAGAAUCAAGAGUCACUGGGCUCUCUGGCAGAGUGGAACGUAGAGAAUUUGCAAUCUCUAGAGGAGGCCGACAAGGGAAGUCUAAGGCACUUGGAAGAGCAAGAGAAUGUGGAGAAGGAAGAGAGUCAAGUGUCACUGAGGCCCCUGGAGGAGCAGGGACAGGAGCUGCCGCUCUCUGCACAUCAGCAGAAGUGGGAAGAUAUAACGCAGGGGGACCAAGAACUGGAUCAGGACAGGCCCCCUGGGAGGGCUGGGGUGGACAGUGAGGAUGGGGCAGAGCUGGAACUGAAAGAACAGGCUGGCUUCCCUGUGAAGGGGGAGGUGGUGGAGCAGGGGGAGCUGCAUCUGACAGCCACAGGUGAGGCCUGGGGCGCGGGUGAGGGGCAGCCAGGCGGCCCCGAGCCCAAAGAGCAAAGGCUUCCAGCUGAGGGAGCAGGUGGGGCAGGAGGCACUGAGGGCCUCCAGGACCCUGAGGAGCAGCCAGAGCAGGUGGGGGCCCUGGGCCUCCCGGCUGCCCAGGGCAUGUCAGAGGUGAUGGAGCCCGUGUUGGAAGAUGAGGAUGUGGCCCCCGGGGAUGGCCGAGCCUCCCCAGAGGUAACUUUGGAAUUAGAGAUGGCCAUGGGCAGGUCUGCGGGAGUGGAGCGGGGACCCGAGCAGAAGGUAGUAGGGCUGGAGGACCCAGGUGGCCUGGCCAGAGAGGAGGUGAUGGAGCCACCCCUGGGGGAGGGAGGUGUGGAGGCAAAGAAGGUACAGGGCUUGGAAGGGCCCAGAAAGGAGCUGGAGGAGGCAGGCACUCUGGAGCCAGAGGUCUCCACACUGCCCAGGAAGAGCAGAGACCCGCUGGAGACUCCUAGGGACUGGGAGGAGUCAGAAUCUGGGGCCCCUGGGAAAACAGAGACAGUCUCAGCUGAGACCUUAUGCCAUGAGGGAAGUGAUACCCCUCAGCCCAGGCCCCUGGGGUCAGAGGGAGCAGAGGAGGAUGCCAAACCGCUGCUGGGGGCCCCCAGUCUGAGGCCCACCGAGUCCUGCUCUCCCACCCUAAUCCCUGAAGAUGCCGCUGGGCCCCAGCCCCUGGCUGAGGGGAACCAAGAGGCCAGCUGGGGGCUGGAGGGCAGGGCUGAGGUCCCGGGAAAGGCAGACGGUGAGCAGGAGGAUCUGAGCUCUGGGGGGAUCCCAGAGGGCCUCCAGGAGGAAGGGGAGGAGAGCAGAGAAGAGAGUGAGGCGGAUGAGCUAGGGGAGACCCUUCCUGACUCCACUCCCCUAGGCCUCUACCUCAGGUCCCCCGCUUCCCCCAAGUGGGACCUGCCUGGAGAGCAGAGGCCCUCCCCUCAAGGGGAGCCUGGAAAGGAAGGCUGGGAUCCUGCAGUCCCAGCCUCCAAGGGCCUUGGGGCCCACCCCUCAGAGGAGGAAGAAGAGGAGGGAGAUGAGGAGGAGGAAUGUGGCCAUGACUCUGAGCUGUCGGAAGAAUUUGAGGACCUGGGGACUGAGGCUUCUCUCCUUCCCGGGGUCCCCGGGGAGGGGGAAGAACCUCUGAGCCAGGUGCCCCAGCUGCUCCUGGAGCCUGCAGCCUGGGAUCGUGAUGGUGAAUCUGAUGGAUUUGCAGAUGAGGAAGAGAGUGGGGAGGAGGGAGAGGAAGAAGAUGAAGAAGAGGGGAGGGAGCCAGGGGCAGGGCGCUGGGGGCCAGUGCCCUCUGUGGGCAGCCUCCCCGCCCCGAGCGGCCCUCAGGGAGGGAACCUCCUGGGGUCUGAGACCGCGGAUGUCAGUGUCCCCUGGGACGAUGGCCCAAGGGCCGCGGCACCUGACGCCCCCAUGACUGCCCCGGAGACUGAGUCCCAGAACAUCACUGAGGCCUCAGGCUCAGAGGAGGAGUCUGAUGCUGCCCCCCUGGAGAGGGAGGACCAAGUCCCUGGCCCUCUGGGGACCCUCAGUGGGGUGGAGGGCACCCCUGAUGUCGGCGGCCCAGGCCCCAGCCUGAAGGAAGAGUUGGAGCAUGUGAAUGGGGGUGUGGUGAACGGGCUGGAGCAGUCCGAGGGGAUAGGCCAGGGGGCCGCCGAGGGGGACCGAGGGAGCCCCUUGGAGGAGGAGGGGGGUUCCCUGAAGGCCCCUUGGGCAGGGGCUCCUCUUCACCUGGGCCAAGGCCAAUUCCUGAAGUUCAGUCAGAGAGAAGGUGAUGGAGACUCCUGGUCCUCCGGGGAGGACUAGAGAAAGCACUCCUACACGGAGGCGUUGGGCGGAGGGGUGUCCCCCGGCCAGCCCCCUGCCUGCUCGGGGCAGCACCCUUCACCUAUGCUCUCCUGACCUGGGGUUUCUGUCCCAGAGGCCUGGCUGGCCAAGAUGAAAUGGGUGUGGCAAAGGGACCCGGUCCAAGAGUGGAGACCCCGGGAGUAGAUCCCAGCCCCUUGGCCUCUGCGUCACGGGGACAGCCUGCCUGCACUGUCCCGUGAGGCUGAAGCCAAGUGAAUCCCUGUAGGACUAGUCCCUCAUUUUCACUGCACCUCCUUCCUUCCCACCCCAUUACCUGGAGAAGGCCAGGGCCCAGUGGCCCCUCCAAAGGGAGGGGCUGAGGUGGUCCGUGUGCCAGGGCUUACCAGCUCUGCCCUUCCUCCCGCACCCUCAUGAGAUGGUGGGCCGGGGGCUGAUGAGGGUGAGGGGGUGCUCCUGUGUCCUGACCCCCACAUAGACCUGCCAUCUUGUGGCCCCGUCUGGCUCAUCCCUGCCUGAAUAAAGUAAUGCCUCCGCCUACAAA
Molecule: messenger RNA, 6105 nt
Organism: Odocoileus virginianus texanus
Lineage: Eukaryota; Metazoa; Chordata; Mammalia; Artiodactyla; Cervidae
Gene: NES
Product: nestin
Biological process (GO): positive regulation of intermediate filament depolymerization
Cellular component (GO): intermediate filament
Molecular function (GO): CCR5 chemokine receptor binding; intermediate filament binding
Source: RefSeq, a predicted model, not a curated record